Molecule: messenger RNA, 1280 nt
Organism: Nilaparvata lugens (brown planthopper)
Lineage: Eukaryota; Metazoa; Arthropoda; Insecta; Hemiptera; Delphacidae
Product: zinc finger protein 2 homolog
Exons: 3
Coding region: 466-1242 (258 amino acids)
Cellular component (GO): nucleus
Source: RefSeq, a predicted model, not a curated record
AGAUAACUAUACUUACUGCCUAUGUCAAACUGGAUCGCAAUGUUGUGCUAGAUAGAAUUGCCACAGCGUUAAACCAAAGGUAGAGCUCAAAUGAUGAUUUUUUUGAGCUGUGGUCGAGUGUCAUUGUUUGGUUCAGAGCAUAAUUAUGUGCUGCCUGAGAUGUGGAGUGGAGGCUACAUUGAUGACAUGUUAUAUGCAGUGGUUCCAGAUGGACAAAUUGAUUAACUCAAAUUGAUUUCAUUUUAUUAGAUGAAUAAAUAAACUGUAGGAAAUACUUCAAUCAAAAGAUACAAACAGUGGUCUGAAACGGCCUGCCAGUGCAUUACCAAGGAGCCAUCAUUAACUGGCAGUGGGAGUGAUUCCUCUGCAGAAGAGGAGGGAGAAGGUAGCAAGAAAGAAAUAAGAGGGGAAGAAGGUUUUGAAGAAGAGAGGGUGUUAUGCAAAACAAAAAUUGAAAAACCAAAUAUGUGUUGUUUCUGUACAAAAAUGUUCUCCACUUCCAGUCAUUUGACUGUUCAUAUGCAUUCUCACACUAAAGAGAAGCCUUACCCAUGUACUGUCUGUAAAAAAAUGUUCUCCACUUCUAGUCAUUUGACUGUUCAUAUGCGUUCUCACACUAAAGAGAAGCCUUACCCAUGUUCAGUCUGUACAAAAAUGUUCUCCACUUCUAGUUAUUUGACUGUUCAUAUGCGUACUCACACUAAAGAGAAGCCUUACCCAUGUACAGUCUGUACAAAAAUGUUCUCCACUUCUAGUCAUUUGAAUGUUCAUAUUAGGCAUGCACAUACUAAAGAGAAGCCUUACCCAUGUACAAUCUGUACAAAAAGGUUCUCCACUUCUGGUGAAGUGACUGUUCAUAUUAGGCAUGCACAUACUAAAGAGAAGCCUUACCCAUGUACAGUCUGUACAAAAAUGUUCUCCACUUCCAGUCAUUUGACUGUUCAUAUGCAUUCUCACACUAAAGCGAAGCCUUACCCAUGUACAGUCUGUAAAAAAGUGUUCUCCACUUCUAGUCAUUUGACUGUUCAUAUGCGUUCUCACACUAAAGAGAAGCCUUACCCAUGUUCAGUCUGUACAAAAAUGUUCUCCACCUCUAGUUAUUUGACUGUUCAUAUGCGUUCUCACACUAAAGAGAAGCCUUACCCAUGUACAGUCUGUACAAAAAUGUUCUCCACUUCUAGUCAUUUAACUGUUCAUAUGCGUUCUCACACUAAAGAGAAGCCUUACCCAUGUACAGUCUGAAGAAAAACAUUCUCUCAGUCUGUACAUUUGAAACGACA